UUAUUGUUCAAAUGGUAUCAUAAUCUUAGUUUUCGAAAUUUCUUAGAGAUUAAUUAUUAUGUAUUUUCGAGUUUACUGAACUAAAUACUAAUAUAAAAUAUAAACACAUCAUAUUUAAAAUGAGCAAAUCAAAAGUCAAUGUUGAAAAACAGGACAUUUUGCAAGCUGUUGUAGUGACUAAUUUCUUUCAUAAGAAGUUCUGGCCAGCAUGUGAUAAAGAUUCUUGUCUAGUACCUUUAGUAAAUAAGCCAUUAUUAUACUAUACAUUAGAUUUUUUAGAAUCUUCAGGUAUAAAAGAUAUUAUUUUGUUUUGUUCAAGUGAGACUGAUAACAUUAAAGGGCUAGUUAAAAAUUCACGUUUCCAUUUGCUUGACAUAACAUAUACUACAUCAGAUACAUGUCGAUCUCUUGGUGAUGUACUCAGACACAUAGAUGCCUGUGCUUUAAUAAGAAAUGAUUUUAUUUUGCUUGAGGGCAAUGUUGUUGGUAAAUUGUCUUUAUUGCCUUUAGUGAAAAAUUUUAAAAAUUUGAGGGAUAAAGAUAAAGGAGCUGUGAUGACUUUAAUUUAUCAACAAGUAAAUGUUAACAAUGAUCAGACAUUAGUUUUAAGUUCAAAAACCAACAGAAUCCUUUUUCAUAACAAAAAGAAAACUAAAUUAUAUUUACCUGUAGAAUUAGUUCUCAAUGAGAGUGUUGAUAUAAGACAAGAUUUGUUAGAGACUAAUAUUGCAAUAUGUUCUACUGCUGUUCCACCAUUAUUUGCUGACAACUUUGAUUUUCAAACCCUAGAUGAUUUUAUAAAAGGGUUAUUAAUAAAUGAAGAAAUUUUGAACAGCACACUUUAUGCUUAUAUUAAUAAUGAAGGCUAUGUUAAUAAAGUCUAUGAUUGGCCUUCAUAUCAAAAUGUUAGCCAAGAUAUUUUAAGUCGUUGGAGUUACCCACAAGUACCAGAUGUCAUAGAUAAAUAUAAUUUAAGAUAUGGCAAUGUUUAUUAUGGAGAAAACUUGAAAUUGGCCUUGACUUGUAAAAUUAAUAAAAACAGUGUAAUAGGUUCAAACUCAAAAUUAGGUUCAGAGACUAGUAUAUAUAAAAGUAUUAUUGGAAAAAACUGCACUAUUGGUAAUAAUGUCACUAUAGAAAACUCUUAUUUAUUUAAUGGUACUAAAGUAAAGGAUAAUUGUAUAAUCAAAUUUUCUGUUAUUGGAUAUAAUAGUAUUAUUGGUGAAAACAAUUCAAUAACAGAUGGAUGCAUUUUAGGUUCAAAUGUUGUUAUUGAACCAAGAAAAAUGAUACAACAAAAAAGGUUAAUUGGUUACAAUAUAGGAAAUAAUCUAGAAAUGUUAAGUGCUAAAGCAUUUAUAUAUAAUGAUCAUGAUGAUUCAGAAGAAGAAGAAGAGGAGGAGGUUACUGGUUUAGUGUAUCGUACUCAUACUUUAUCGAUUAAUUAUUCAUCAUCAGAGAAUGAAGAUUCAGUUUCAAUUGCUGGAUCCUUACCUGAUGAUACUUCCAUGUUUUAUUCUGAAGUUGUUGAUUCAUUAAUAAGAGGAUUUGAAGAUCAUGUUCAUUGUGACAACUUAAUACUAGAAAUAAAUUCAUCACGUUAUGCAUAUAAUAUUAACUACAGAGAAGCUAAUUUUCAAGUAAUACGGGCUAUAUUGACUUUAAAUAGUGCGGUAGAACUGGAAGCACUUAAUCAAGUGAGAUAUUAUGCUCAAUUACAGUCAAAGUUAAAUUAUUUUCUGCCAUUACUAAAAAAUUAUAUAAAAAAUGUUGAUUCUUGUGAAGACUGUCUUUUAGCUAUUGAGGAUACUGCUAAAGGUGAAGAAAUGUUAAAUUCGGUUGUGGUAAAAGUCAUACAUCAUUUGUAUGAGACAAAUAUACUAAGUGAAGAAUCUAUUCUCAAGUGGCAUGAGAAGGAUGGCAAUGGAGUGUUUGGAAAAACUAUUAGAGAAAAAACAUCUAAACUAGUUAAAUGGUUAAAAGAAGCAGAAGAAGAAACUGAUUCUGAUAAUGAUAGUGAAUAAAAUACUUAAAAUAAUGAUGCACUUCUUUAUCUGUAAAUAUAUAUAUAUAUAUGUAUAUUUUUUUUGUUUGUUUUACAAGAUUAAUAG
Messenger RNA from Daktulosphaira vitifoliae (grape phylloxera), 2111 nucleotides. It is a transcript of the gene eIF2Bepsilon, whose product is annotated as translation initiation factor eIF-2B subunit epsilon. The record is from RefSeq and is a predicted model, not a curated record. Gene Ontology annotation, molecular function: translation initiation factor binding; guanyl-nucleotide exchange factor activity; translation initiation factor activity. The coding region runs from base 120 to 2024 and encodes 634 amino acids. Gene Ontology annotation, cellular component: eukaryotic translation initiation factor 2B complex. The transcript has a single exon. NCBI's taxonomy places the organism in Eukaryota, Metazoa, Arthropoda, Insecta, Hemiptera, Phylloxeridae.